Messenger RNA from Rotaria sp. Silwood2, 969 nucleotides. Lineage: Eukaryota; Metazoa; Rotifera; Eurotatoria; Philodinida; Philodinidae. The record is from the annotation of a GenBank genome assembly.
AUGUCUUCAUCAGAGAGCAAUUCUGUUGCAUUAUUAAAUAAUUUAAUUCUUCAAAUUAAUCGAUAUUGUGCAAUAUUUAUUCUACUAUUUGGUUCUAUUGGAAAUGUUCUUAAUAUAUUAGUUUUAUCACAACGAAAUCUUCGUUCAAAUCCAUGUAUUUGGUAUUUUCUAAUCUCAUCUAUUGUCAAUCUUAUUUCAAUUAUUUUUGGUCUUAGUACACGUUUAUUAUCUGGUUGGAAUAAAGAUCUAACAGAAACAAUUGAUUGGCUAUGUAAACUUCGAGUUUUUGUUGUAUUUUGUUCUCGAACAAUUGCUUUUUGGUUAAUUAUGUUUGCAACAAUUGAUCGUUGGCUUUUAUCAUCUGUUAAUGUUCAUUUUCGACAGUUGAGUAAAUUAAAAAAUUCUCAACGAAUUACAUUCAUUGUUGUACUUAUUUCUUGUCUUAUUCAUAUUGAAAUGUUUUAUUGUUAUAAAGCAAAUUUAUUAAAUACACCAUUAAAAUGUUAUGGAAGAACAGAGUUAUGUCGUCAUUUAAAUGAUCUCAUAUAUGCAUGUAUUACUAUCUUAUUACCAAUUAUUUUCAUGUUAAUAUUUGGUUUAUGGACGAUUUCAAAUAUACAUAAAACACAACGACGUAUACGAGUAGAGAAUAAUGAAAUACGUCAUAAUAUAAGAAGAAACGAACAAUUAUUGAAAAAAAAACGUAAUCGUUCUCUUCUAAAAAUGCUUUUAGUUGAAGUUAUUCUUUUAAUUUUAUUAAUAUUUCCACAAGCCAUACAAAAAUUACAUGCAACAAUAACAAUUUAUGAAAAUAAAUCUCAAUACCAUCAAGCUAUAGACAAUUUUUCUUAUAAUUGUGUUCUUUUAUUGACUUUUAUUGCAAGUGGAAUACCAUUUUAUAUUUACACAUUAUGUGGUGGACAUGUUUUUCGAAAAGCAUUAUUCAAUAUUUUUAAAUGUCGACCGUAG